AUGGAGAAGUUCGAGGGGGAAGUAAAGGUGCUUCGACCGUCCACCAGAGGGAGGAGGAAGCCCCUGGAAGACAAGGAGGAGGACGCAAUGGAGGGAAUGAGGCGGGUGAUGGAGGGGAUUUGCAUCUCCGACAUCACCAAAGAGGAAGACGCUCGGGAGGCGAGAAGGAAGUUGGAAGACUUCAUGCUCCGUUGCCAGGGCGCCAUGGCCAGAUUACCGGCCCAAAAUAGAGAGAGCCAAGGUCAGGAAAGAGCCGAUCCUGUCGACGAAUGCCAAAAGAGCAUGAGUCGGCAGCUUCAAGAAAUGAGGGAAAUGCUAGCCAACGCAAUCGGCGCCGGAGCCCGUAAUAGCGCUCCCGCGGCUACCUCCCACCCCGUGAGGGGGGAAAGGGUGGCCGAAAGGGGGGGCCCGGUUCCCGGCGCCGACUCGAGGGCGCAAGAAGAGGGGGAGGGGAAACAGAAAAAGGGGAAGAAGAAAAAGGGGGAUAAAGUGGGCAUUCAAAGUCCCCAAAAUCCCAUUCCCUCCUCCGCUCCCAAAGGCGUACAGGGGCCUGCCCCCCCACAAAAGGGGAAGGGCAAGGCCCCCGCACAAGGGGGAAAGGGUAAAGCCCCCACGCAAAAGGGGGCGAAAGAGACGAGCGCACAGGCGGCAUCUAUUGCUACCCCUACGCCCGAACCCUCCACGGCGAUUGAGCAGCCGUGGAUAGAGGUCCUAGGCCGCAAGGCGAAGCAGGCGGCAACUAAAGCGGCCAAGGCCGCCGCAGGGGCCCGCCAGACUCCCCCCCAGAAGCCCGUUGGUAAGAGCCAACAGGGGGGAGGGGGUGGGAAAAAGGCCCCAAAAAGGAAAGUGCCGCGCAAAUCGGCCGUCACCCGGACAUGUCCGCAGGGGCAGUAUGCCAGGGUGGUGGCCGAGGUGCGCGCCAAGGUAAACUUGGAGGAGCUGGGCAUCGGUAGCCGCAUAAACACUAGACAGGCGGCUACCGGUGCCACAAUAUUCGAGGUGUCCGGGGAAGGGCACCCGGAUAGGGCAGAUCGACUCGCGGCCCGAAUAAGGGUGGCCCUACAGGGCGAAGAGGGCGUGCGAGUCGACCGGCCCAUAAAAACAGGUGAAGUCCGGAUAAGGGGACUAGAGCCCUCUAUCAGGGCGGAAGAGGUGGUGGCCGCCGUCUCGACGGGGGCCCAGUGCGAUUCCCUGUGCAUCCAGCACAGGGGGAUACAGCAGGCCGACAGGGGAGCGGGGAGCAUGUGGCUCCGCCUCCCCCUGGCGGCGGCGAAGAAGGUGGCCCAGGUGGGCCACCUAAUGGUGGGGUGGUCCCGCGCGAAAGUGGACCUUCUCGAGGUGCGCCCGAUGAGGUGCUUUAAGUGCCUCGAGGGGGACACGCGCGGGAGCUGCCCCAGCAAAGGAGACAGGUCGGGGAGGUGUUACCGGUGCGCUGGCACCGGGCACACCUCCCGGGACUGCCAGGCUCCCCAAAAAUGCCCACUCUGUGUAGACUUGGGGAGGCCGGCGGGACAUACACUGGGAGCCAAGCAGUGCUACCAGAGAAAAGUAAAGGGGGGACACUUGGCCCGCGGCAGGCGCCGCGGACGACGGGGGCCUCCCAGGAGGCCGGUCCAUCGAGGCCGGCAGAGGAGAUGGACGUGGAGGUAG
Messenger RNA from Vollenhovia emeryi, 1650 nucleotides. RefSeq lists its product as uncharacterized. The coding region runs from base 1 to 1650 and encodes 549 amino acids. NCBI's taxonomy places the organism in Eukaryota, Metazoa, Arthropoda, Insecta, Hymenoptera, Formicidae. The transcript has a single exon. Gene Ontology annotation, molecular function: nucleic acid binding; zinc ion binding. The record is from RefSeq and is a predicted model, not a curated record.